AUGGCGCGACCAGGCAUCAGCGAUCUCACAGGCGACCAUCGCAUUGCCCAAAUUGCACGCGACACAUGGCUGUCCUCACCCAGCAGCGCGCCCAAAGUGCUGCCGGCGACCAUCACUGAGCUCUGGCAGCUCGUGGAAGAAGACGACUCCCCCUUCUCUCUGCUCCUCCUCGAACAGCUGCAGGCGUUGGAGCGCUAUCUCUGGCCCGGCUACACUGACAAUGCAUCCAACCACCACGUUCUCCUCAUCGUCCUCCUCGUCAACACGAAACGAUCGGAGAACCUACCCACCUGGCCGCUCUUCACAACCACGCCCGACGAGUUUGCUGACUUCUUUCGACGCGUGCUCCACUUGAGCAUUGACUCCAGUCUGGCCACCAAUGUGCGCGAGUAUCUCCUGGCCUUUAUCGUGGGCGCAUAUCAGAGUCUGGACCAUGGAGUCGUCAGGAAAGAAUGCGCGCCGCUGGUGUCAAUUGGGAUAUGGCACAACUUGCACAGUGAUGCCGCAAGACAGAGACGACUGGCGAAAAGCGCACAACUACAAAAGGCGUGGAGAGCAUCGGGGAAGAAGUUCGACAAUGCAGACCCUGCAGGGCAGGCGAGAAUGCGUUUUGAGAGGAGCUGGCUGUAUCUGCUUGUACUGAGCUUCUGCGACAAGCUGUAUACUAGCACCAAGAAGGAAGAUGAUGUGGCGUACUGCGAACGAUUCCUGGAAUUGCUGUGCGAUUUGCAAAGUCAACUACCCACAAGACGAUAUGUGAAUGCUCUGCUUCAAGAUCUGAACAUUUUGCCUGCCAUUGCCCUUUCGCCUUUGCACCAGCAAGAAUCGCGGAUCCGCGAAUUUUACGAGCUUCUCGUGCACUACACGCACUUUCCCAUCGACGACCAGACUGGGCGACAGCUGAGCAGGCAGGAGUACCAGGAAUCUCAAAAUGCCAGCAUAUCGAGGUUACAGAAAGUGGGAAUGAGGUUGCAGCCAGAGAAGCUGAAGAUCAUGAUUUUGACCAACUUCGGUGCGUUAGGACAACGGGAGGAGCUGGAAAGCCAUCUCAAAGAUCUGAGCGACGAUGAGCUGCUCGAGCUGUGCCAAAGUGUCGGUCUGAGAACACGAGAGUACCCAGAAACGACGCAAUUAGUGCAAGAUCGAGCAUUCUUGGUCGAGACGCUCGUCGCGAUGGUCGAGUCAAAGCCAUACUACACGGAGCGAAUGCGUAAACUGCAGAUCCUACCGACGGAGCAUGCACUGUACAGCAAUGCGCGACUGCCCUCAGACGAGCAUGUCGUCAAUCAGCCGUUGGCCAUUCCGAAGCUCAACUUACAGUACUUGACGAUAGGCGACUUUCUGUGGCGAUCCUUUACUCUAUACAGGUACGAAGCUUUCUACAGCUUGCGAAAGCAUCUUGAGGAUACGAUCAAACGACUGCAGCCACGACGAGGAGGCGGGAUUGUCCGCUUCGAUGGCUUCUCUCGAAUGGCCAUUCCCAUCCCAAAACCGGCACUGAUUGAAACUGCUGCACCGCGUGUUGGCGAGAUCGUGCCCGCUCAAGUCAAGGCAGAGAUUAUCCUUGAUGUGAGCAGGCUUCAGCCCGGCUUGCGGAGGGAGUGGGAGAGCUUGAGAUCAGACGACACUGUUUAUCUGCUCGCAUUGCAACCGGAAGACAACGCUCACAAGCUCACCAAUGGUGCUGCUGCGAAGCAGUCUGUAGCCGAGAGACUUGGCCUGAAAGCGGUCAGAUGCGCAGAGGUCAUCAGCGUCCUUGAUGAGAAUAGUAGAGCGCUUCGAUUUAACCAGCAUGAUCAGGACUAUACAGACAAUGGGCCAAGACCGAGACAGCGAAGACUGUUGCUCCGAUUGGACGCAGCCUCGUACAAGGCCGACAAGGAUCGCGAGGCGUCUGGUAAGCCCGACAUAUACGAGAGCAUCAAUCUGGUGGUCCGCAGGAAAUCGAGAGAGAACAAUUUUCGACCGGUGCUGGAAAGCAUUAAGCAGCUGGCCACGUCGGACGCCCCCGUGCCAUCUUGGUUCGAGGAGGUCUUCCUUGGUAUUGGCGAUCCCGCUUCUGCCACUUACAAGCGUCUUGCAAAUAAGCUCCAAAGCGUUGAUUACCGAGACACGUUUGUGGACUGGCAGCACCUGAUUGAGUCCUUACCUGGCAAGACGGUUGAGCCUGAUCCCGAUCUGGACUCAAUCCCACCACCACCGUAUGUACUAGAAAAUACUGGGUCGGCACCUGCACCUCCACCAGCAAAGGGCAAGAAGAGGAGACGAGAUCAACCAGAUGGACCAGAUCCCAAGCCUACGGCAGAGACUUACAGAGUGUCGACAUAUCAACCCCCAAAUUCGGGACCGUAUCCGGAAGAUGCACCCAAACUUAAUCACGUUCGCUUCACGCCCACUCAAGUAGAGGCUGUAACGGCUGGCACACAGCCUGGCUUGACUGUCAUUGUUGGUCCUCCAGGUACAGGCAAGACUGAUGUGGCAACACAAAUUAUUAGCAACGUCUACCACAAUUUCCCGCAGCAACGCACUCUACUCAUCGCACACUCCAACCAAGCACUGAACCAGCUGUUCCAAAAGAUAGUGGCGUUAGACAUCGAUGAGCGCCAUCUUCUGCGACUGGGCCACGGCGAAGAAGAGCUGAUGACGGAAGCUAGCUUUUCCAAAGCAGGCCGUAUCGAGUCGUUCCUUGAGCGAGGCGCGCGAUAUCUUGCUGAUGUGCAGCGUCUUGCUGCCAGUAUCGAAGCACCUGGAGCGCACGGCAGCAGCUGUGAAACUGCAGAAUACUUCGACCAGGUCUGGGUGCAGCCUCGAUGGAAACGCUACUGGGACAGCUUUGAGUCUGCCGAUGUGACCACCGAACAGCUCGUUGCGACUUUCCCCUUUCACAAAUUCUUCGCUGACGCUCCCCAACCAUUAUUCUCGCCGAACACGACCAAACAGCAGCUGCUCGACACUGCCAAAGGCUGUGAGAGACAUAUCAACCGAAUUUUCAGUGAGCUCGCAGAUAUCCGCCCAUUUGAGCUUCUUAGAGCACAACGCGAUAAGAGCAACUACCUGCUGGUGAAGGAAGCCCGCAUCGUCGCCAUGACAUCGACGCACGCUGCCAUUCGCCGGCAAGAAAUUGCACAACUUGGCUUCAAGUAUGACAAUGUGAUUAUGGAAGAAGCCGCUCAAAUCACCGAGAUUGAGAACUUCAUCCCAUUCGUAUUGCAAAAGCCGCGUGUAGAAGACGGCAAAGCGCCCGAAAAUGCUCUCCAGCGGAUCGUCCUCGUGGGCGACCACCUCCAAAACUCUCCAGUCAUCCAAAACAACGCACUCAAAACCUACGCAAACCUCGAACAAUCCCUGUUCCAACGCUUAGUCCGACUCGGCGUCCCACACAUCAUUCUCGACGCUCAAGGACGAAGCAGGCCAUCUCUCGCAGACCUCUACAAAUGGCGCUAUCCAUCUCUCACCAACCUCCCAUUCACAUCCACAGCACAGGAAUUCGUCUCCGCAAAUGCUGGCUUCCGACAUGAAUACCAAUUCAUCGAUGUACCUGACUACAAAAACUCUGGCGAAAGCGAACCCACACCGCAUUUCAUCCAAAACUUGGGCGAAGCAGAAUACGCCGUCGCUUUGUAUCAAUACAUGCGUCUCCUCGGCUAUCCCGCCGGGAAGAUUUCGAUUCUGACAGCAUACUCGGGCCAAAAAGCAUUGAUUCGCGAUGUUCUCACUCAUCGUUGCAAGAACAAUCGACUCUUCGGUAUGCCCGGCUGGGUCGGUACAGUGGACAAGUACCAGGGAGAGCAAAAUGACUACAUCAUUCUUUCGUUGACGAGGACGAAAUCUCCCGGGUAUUUGCGAGAUUUGAGAAGACUGACUGUGGCGUUAUCGAGAGCACGACUGGGAGUGUACAUCUUGGGAAGAAGGGAAGUGUUUGAAAGUUCGUUGGAAUUGAGGGAGGCAUUUGGUGCCUUUUUAGAGAGAUCGACAAAAUUGCAAGUGGUGCCGAAUGAGCUGUUCCCUACCGAGAGGUUGGUGGAUGAUGCGACGGUGGAAGCGGUAGAGAUGGCAGGGGUGGAGCAUCUGGGACAGUAUGUCUUUGAAAUGACGAAUGCGAAAGUGAAGGCUUUGAAAGAGGGGACAACGCAAUUACCGCCUCCUGCGCAGGAUGGUGGUGGCGGUGUUGAAGAGGACGGAGAAGGAGAAGGAGACGAGGAGGGUGGGUUGGUGCUGGAUGGAGAUGGAGAUGUAAAAGUAUGAAUAAAAACAGGAACAGGCAAGUAAUGCCAAUGUUGUAGAAAUAUUGAAGAUACCC
Molecule: messenger RNA, 4300 nt
Organism: Sphaerulina musiva SO2202
Lineage: Eukaryota; Fungi; Ascomycota; Dothideomycetes; Mycosphaerellales; Mycosphaerellaceae
Product: DEAD helicases superfamily protein
Exons: 1
Coding region: 1-4245 (1414 amino acids)
Biological process (GO): mRNA splicing, via spliceosome
Cellular component (GO): catalytic step 2 spliceosome
Molecular function (GO): helicase activity; mRNA binding
Source: RefSeq, a predicted model, not a curated record